Molecule: messenger RNA, 1128 nt
Organism: Malassezia japonica
Lineage: Eukaryota; Fungi; Basidiomycota; Malasseziomycetes; Malasseziales; Malasseziaceae
Gene: IDH1
Product: isocitrate dehydrogenase (NAD(+))
Exons: 2
Coding region: 1-1128 (375 amino acids)
Biological process (GO): tricarboxylic acid cycle; isocitrate metabolic process
Cellular component (GO): mitochondrion
Molecular function (GO): isocitrate dehydrogenase (NAD+) activity
Source: RefSeq, a predicted model, not a curated record
AUGAGCGUGCUCUCGAAGGUUCCGCGAUCUCUUCUCACCGGUGCCAAGCAGCAGACGCUGCGCUCCGUCUCGACGAUGACGGCUGGCACGCCGAUCCUCACCAAGGGCCCGACCAAGUACGGCGGUGUGUACACGGCUACCCUGAUCCCGGGUGAUGGUGUCGGUAAGGAGAUUACCGACUCGGUCAAGGAGAUCUUUGACAAGCUCAACGUCCCGGUCGAGUGGGAGCAGUUCGAUCUCUCGGGUGAGAUGCAGGGCAACGAGUCGCAGUUCCAGCAGGCGAUGGACAGUCUGCGCCGCAACAAGGUCGGCCUGAAGGGCACGCUCUUCACCCCGACUGGCGCGGGCUCGCACAACUCGUGGAACGUGGCUAUGCGCCAGAAGCUCGAUAUCUACGCGUCGAUGGUCUUCUGCAAGACCCUCGAUGGCUUCCCUACGCGUCACAAGGAUGUGGACUUCACCAUCAUUCGUGAGAACACCGAGGGUGAGUACUCGGGUCUCGAGCACUCGCCUUCGCCGGGCAUCGUCGAGUCGCUCAAGGUCUCGACGCGCUUCAAGGCGGAGCGUAUCUCGCGCUUCGCGUUCGACUUUGCGCUGAAGAACAACCGCAAGACGGUGACUUGCGUGCACAAGGCCAACAUCAUGAAGCUCGGUGACGGUCUCUUCCUCAACACCUUCCGCAAGGUCGCGGAGGAGUACAAGAGCGCGGGUAUCAGCUCCAACGACAUGAUUGUCGAUAACACCUCUAUGCAGCUCGUCUCGCGCCCGCAGCAGUUCGACGUGAUGGUCAUGCCGAACCUGUACGGUAACAUUGUGUCGAACAUCGGUGCCGCGCUGGUCGGUGGCCCUGGUACCGUUCCGGGCGCCAACAUCGGCCGCGACUACGCUCUUUACGAGCCGGGCUGCCGUCACGUCGCCAAGGACAUUAUGGGCACCAACAAGGCCGACCCGACUGCCAUGAUCCUCAGCGCCACCAUGAUGCUCCGCCACUUUGGCCUGGACUACCAGGCGAACCAGAUCGCUGCUGCCGUCUACCGCGUGAUCAGCGAGGGCAAGGUCCGCACGGCGGACAUGGGUGGUUCUUCGACCACGCAGCAGUUCACUGAGGCCGUGCUGCAGAACCUGUAG